Molecule: messenger RNA, 885 nt
Organism: Rhagoletis zephyria (snowberry fruit fly)
Lineage: Eukaryota; Metazoa; Arthropoda; Insecta; Diptera; Tephritidae
Product: transmembrane protein 17
Source: RefSeq, a predicted model, not a curated record
AAAAAGGCUACCAAAAGGACAUUUAACAAAAAAUAUAAAUUAAAACAUGCAAUUAAAAUCUAGUUUGCAAGAUAUAACAUACAAUGCUAAUCUAUGGCUACAAGCCGCUAUGCUAAUUAACGCUUACGUUUCAGCAGUUUGGGGAAUACUAUACGGCUUUUAUAUACUCUUUAACUUAGAAGAAAUGCAGGAUCUCUAUGGGCGCUCGAUUAUAUUAGCUUAUAUAUUAUCACUGCUGGCUGAGAUUUAUCGUUUGCGUGCAGGCUAUAAAGGCAACUUGAUGGCAGAGAUCAGUGAACUGAGCAUCUUUCUUGUAACAACACCGCUUAUACAAUUACCUAUACUCGUGUUCCUCUUUCUCUCCGUUGAAGGGAAUUGGCAACUUAUAUAUGUACUCAUUGAAUUGAUAUUCUGUCUAAUGAUAGUGGAAUUUAUUGCCGGUGUGUGGACUUGGCAUAUCUUCGCCAAACAUCAAAGUGAGUUGCAUAAAUUGAAGCGACAAAUCGCAUUGCAAAUACGUAAUGCCAGACAGAGAAAUGAUAGCGAUGAUAAAACAAGGAGUGUGCCAUAGUUUAAAUGCAUAAUUGUUUAUUUUUUAUACUAAUUAACAGAAAUAAAUUAAAUAAAUCGCAUGUCCGCGAUGAAAUUACUCAACUCUAAUUGAAUUUCAGUUUUAAAAUAACGAGACAGCAAUAUUUUAUAAAUUUGGACUAAGUCCGCAAUAACAAAAUUUAAUACGUUCAAUAUAAACGUAAAAUUCUUAGGCCUAUUAUAAAUAUUGUCCUAAUUCAAGAUAGCUUCGGUUCAAUAGACCCAGCUCACCGAAAAGUGCAUAGAAGCCUCUUCAUUAAACUUAUCCAAAAUCCUUUUUUUUAAGCAUGCAAC